Syzygium oleosum is the source of this 1236-nucleotide messenger RNA. Its product is annotated as F-box protein At5g03100-like. The coding region runs from base 1 to 1236 and encodes 411 amino acids. NCBI's taxonomy places the organism in Eukaryota, Viridiplantae, Streptophyta, Magnoliopsida, Myrtales, Myrtaceae. The transcript is spliced from 4 exons. Gene Ontology annotation, molecular function: protein binding. The record is from RefSeq and is a predicted model, not a curated record.
AUGGCGGGGAGACGGUGUCUCAUUUCUCCACCGGAGGCUGAGGAGGUUGAUCACAGGCACUUGCCUGACGUCAUAAUCCACCACAUCUUCUCCUUCUUGCCCUUCAAAGACGUGGUCAAGACAAGCGUGUUGUCCAAUCAAUGGCGUUUCGCUUGGACCUCCACUCCAAACAGAUCUCUCUCUCCCCUCAGAGGGUGUCCUCCUUCGAUCAGCGGAGCACUGAGUCUUUGCACAGCUACUACGGUAGAGAAGUUCCAUCUUGAUGCUUCUAUGUCUGAUUUAUGCACCCGCACUGAACUUGAUCGGUGGUUUCGCUUCACCGCGGUGCGCAAAGUGGAAGAUGCUUCGUUGGUCUUUGGACGACGCUGGCAUCACGACGUACCUCGAAUCUUGUGCGGUUGCGCGUCGCUGGUGAGCUUGCGAGUGUCUAAUUGUACUUUUUCAAGUUAUGUUACCAUCCACUGGCCUUCACUUAAGAAAUUGUGCAUUCACGACGUUUUCUUGGACAGCGAUGGGAUUAUGAAAAUCUUGAGCGGGUGCCCUGUUGUUGAAUCUCUUAAGUUGCAUGUGCAUUGCAAUCUCCGGAUGAAUUCAAUAUCUCUAAGAGAGUUGGUGAUAGAAGCCGUUUAUAUUUCGUCGCUCCAUAUUUCGACUCCGAAUCUGCUUUCAUUGCGUUUGUCGGGCGGAUUUGACUACAUAAGCUUUAGACCAAGUGGAGUAUCUUCAUUAGCAGAGGCAGAGUUGAACUUUGACAAGCCAACUGAGUUUGGUCGCCGCUUUGCUGACCAUUUGAAGUUCCUUCCUUCUCCUGACCGGUUGAAGUUCCUUCUUGAGGAGCUGCAACAUGUCGCGAAAAUCACAAUCGGAAGCUGGUGCCUUGAGGUGCGAGUUGAUUUUGUCUGGUCUUUCUUCCUUUUCGAUGGGCCGGUGCCGAUCCAUUUCGCUCUUAAAGCUUUGUAUCUGAAGGCAGAGAAUCUUGUCGUGCGAGAAUUGGUUUUUAUCAGCAUAGUCGCCAGCUGCAGUUUUCAUGCACAUGCAUCUACUUACAUGUAUGCUUUUGCAGUCAACCUCAUAUCAUCUACUUUCGGGCUUUUUACCUUCGACAACAAGGAUUAUCCGGAGCUCUACGACUUUGAUGAAAAGCAAUUUUGGCACUCACAGAAGGGGUUCUAUUGUGUGGCAAAUCAUCUUAAAAGGGUUGAAAUUGUUGGGUUCGAAUUUGACAAUGAGAAAUAA